GUAUUGAAAGUGAUAAUACAGGUUUAAUAAUUCCUGUACCACCUGAUCCUACAGAAUUUCAAGGCCCUAUUCAUAAUUUGAAGCUUUAUAUUUCUAAACAUCCUGAAAAUUAUCAAACUCCUUAUUUACAUCUUCGAAUUAACAAUAAAUUUGCAUUUGGUAUUGACACCAAAAACCGUAGUAUUACUAACCAUUCUGGGAGAUCAACUUCGAUUACUGCUUUAUUUAGACAAGGGGUUCCUAUGUCCUCUUAUCGGGUUUAUGCAAGACCUUCUGGAAAAGAUAAGGAAGAUGCAUUAUCAAGCUUGAUCAAUAAUAUUGAGCUACCCUUAAAACAAGUUGACAACCAUAUUGAAAACUUAACUGCUACUCAAGAUAAUACGCAAGAUAAUCAAGCUAAACUUUUAGAAUCAAAGACUAAUUUGAAUUUGGCAUCAAAAUUGGCUAAUAAAGUAUUAAAUGAAUCGACCAGAAAAUGGAAAUCUGUAACGAAGCCUUUUCGUACACCACUAAAAAGUCUCUCUCAAUCAUCCGAACAGCAAAAUUUCCAAUCAUCUGAACAGCAAGAAUCAUAUGAACGUAGUUAUCAAACUUCAGAAGAUAGAAUGGAUAGAAAUAUGAUCGUAAAAAAUUAUUAUAUUACUGCAGAUAAUGUUACAAUCAAUUAA
Molecule: messenger RNA, 668 nt
Organism: Racocetra fulgida
Lineage: Eukaryota; Fungi; Glomeromycota; Glomeromycetes; Diversisporales; Gigasporaceae
Source: the annotation of a GenBank genome assembly